Schizosaccharomyces cryophilus OY26 is the source of this 2361-nucleotide messenger RNA. RefSeq names its product vacuolar sorting protein Did4. Gene Ontology annotation, biological process: endosome transport via multivesicular body sorting pathway; protein transport; late endosome to vacuole transport. Gene Ontology annotation, cellular component: ESCRT III complex; multivesicular body. The transcript is spliced from 3 exons. The record is from RefSeq and is a predicted model, not a curated record. Bases 1520 to 2152 code for a protein of 210 amino acids. Lineage: Eukaryota; Fungi; Ascomycota; Schizosaccharomycetes; Schizosaccharomycetales; Schizosaccharomycetaceae.
CACGGAUUCUAUCAUGGCCUUUAUAAUCAGAUUCAUAAAACGAAUCCACUUGCUUCACGUGUUUAUAAGCGAUUGGAAUCCGUCCCGGUCUUUGGGAUUCUCGAAAAGCACUGUUCAAAAAUUCAUUAAAGUGUUUAUGCUCAGAAGCAGGCAUAUCACUUUGAAACCGCGUCCGAAGAUUAAAUUCUGGAUUCAAUACAGUUUCACUCAGGACCGGAAACUCAAAUCGACUUUGGGAAUCCACGUCUAUCAAUGUGCCAAGUUUAGCUUCAAUCUACAAUGUGAAGUGGUUAGAUGGAAUAAUAAACGUGCAUCCAACAAGGAUGAAAUAUGAGAAAUUCUUCAGGCUUGACCUACCUCAAUGUUUUCAACAGGCUCAGUAACCAAGUAAUGAAGUAAAAAAUUUGAAACUGUUCGUGUUGUAUCAUGCACGAUAGGUUUAUUUAAGACAUUUAACUCUGGUUUUGUAAUUGCAACGUUCUUUGGUUUUUUCCUAUCACUGUCUGUUGUUUCGGGUUCGUUUUCUUUCAGGCGCUUCUUUUUAACGUCAUGAAGGUCAUUUCCUUCGUGUAUUAACCCCUUUAAAUCCAUUCCGUAAAGAUGGGACUGAGUUUUGCUUUUGGUGAAGUCCUACAUGUCUGUCUCAUUUAGUUUUCCAACCAUUCCAAUGGUUAUGGAUUGCAAAUGCGGUUUGUAUAAACUUGCUUAAAGGUAAAAAAAAAAAAGCAAAUACGAGACGAAACGAUCCAAUUCGGACGAAGAUAAUUGGUAACCCAGUAUUGAAUAACCAGUCUUCAAUAUUGGAGCGAAACAACAGUACAAGAGAAAGAUUGAAAGGAUUUCUCUCUUAUUUUAGUAAAUAACCUUUUUUUGUGAAUGAAAACUAUGACAUUUCUUGAUGGUAAGUACUGGGUCCUGUAGGGAACAAGAGAAAAAGCCUGAAACGAAUAUGAUGCAAAGCGGUGAAAGAAAUUUCUACUUGAAUGUCUACAGUUUAUAGUCCUGUUGUGAAACGUUUGAAUUCUGUUGCCUCGAACACUCAUCGCAUAUUUCCUACCGAUGAACAUGAAUUUCUUUUGCUUUAUUCUUGCUUGCUGUUGUAGCAGUUGGUAACAGUUAGAUGUUUUUCAUUUCCUUUCACUUAUUUUUUAUUUCGUCUCACAUUCACCACUCCAUAUAUUAGCGACUACGAGAUUCUUUACCAGCAGAAUUGUAUCAGCAUCCCAGUCAAAAUUUAGCACAUGUCAACAUUCAACUUUUGUCUUCUCACUUCAUGUAGAAUUGAAAAAAUAAGAAAAAUAAAACUUGAUUGAGUGUCAAUAUCAUAAGCUUACAAGCGUGUUUGUUGGGUUGACUUCUGACGUUCAUAGCAAGUAUGCAACACAUAUACCUUUCAUUUGAACAGAGUGAGAUUGUUAGUUUCUUUUUGCUUUAAUUUGUAAAUUUCUUUGAUAAUACUUAUAAUUCGAGCUUACAAGGUGUUUUCUUGAUUCAUAUAGUAUCCCAGAACAAAAUAAACAUGGGACUCACAUCUUGGCUAUUUGGAGGCCGAAGAUCACCGCAGGAGCAGCUGCGGGCUCAUCAGAGAUCUCUUGGAAGAGCUGAGCGGGAGUUGGAUCGUGAAAAGUUAAAACUGGAUCAACGAGAGAAAAGUUUGAUUCAAGAAAUUAAAGCAAGUGCAAAAGUAGGUAGUACAGGCGCCGCUAGGAUUCAAGCUCGAGAUUUGAUGCGUCUUCGGAAUAGCAGGAAGAAGAUGAUGAACGCGAAGACUCAGUUGCAAGCUAUUUCUCUUCGUCUCCAGACAACGAGAACAAGUGAACAAAUGAUGCAAAGUAUGCGCGGUGCUACUCGGCUUCUCGGUGGUAUGAACAAGAGUAUGAAUCUUCCUGCUAUGUCUCGUAUUGCUCAGCAAUUUGAACGGGAAAACGACUUGAUGGAACAACGCCAAGAAAUGAUAGAUGAAAGUAUGGACGAUGCUUUGGAAGACAAUGAUGAAGAAGAAGCCGAUGAGCUUGUAAAUAAAGUCUUGGAUGAAAUAGGUGUAGACCUAUCUCAGGGACUUCCCGAUGCCGCAACACAAAUGGAAAAUGUACCAGAGCUUAAGUCUGAGGACAAUUUACAAGCAAGAUUAGAUGACCUAGCUAAACGAUGAUACGAAUUUUCUUAUUUUAUGACGGAUAGUUUCGUUUUUAUUACUACAGUACAUAUAAUUGAGUUCACUGUUGUCAAUUUUUUCUAUACCUUGCAUUGCUCCUCUUAACAGUAUUCAAUAUUCAGGAACAUUCUUCAGUUAGUAGGAAAGGAGAUGAAAUUAAGAAGAGAUAAAAUAAAACUCAGCUAUAGUCCUAGUAGAGCUCUAAU